Molecule: messenger RNA, 732 nt
Organism: Talaromyces rugulosus
Lineage: Eukaryota; Fungi; Ascomycota; Eurotiomycetes; Eurotiales; Trichocomaceae
Exons: 2
Coding region: 1-732 (243 amino acids)
Source: RefSeq, a predicted model, not a curated record
AUGGGAAAUAUUGGAGAUACCGAGUUUGAACACCUUAUCCUGGAGAAGCUCCCUGGAGUAACGUUAGAGAAGACCUGGCCGGCGUUGGAAGCUCAAGAAAAGGCGAGGAUAGCAGACGAGGUAGUCGCCCUUCUGGGGGAGAUUCGAAAGCUGCAUUCUCCGCACAUUAAAACAGCCUUGCUUCAUCGAAAAGCGCUUCGACCCCAUAUUAGAGACAUUGCAGGGUUUAACCAAGAAAGGUUUGGCGAAUUUUUGAACAAUGAGCAUAUUUCUAAAUAUGUCUCGGCCAGAACUGAUUGUUUACAUUCCAUGUCAAAUGUGCUGUCUCAUGGUGACUUGGACUGGAGCAAUAUACUAGUGGCUGACAAGACGGUCAGUGGUAUCAUUGAUUGGGAAUGUAGUGGCUACUUCCCAGAAUAUUGGGAGUGGGUAGGCAUCAAACGGUUCUCAGAAACGCUAAAGUCAGAUGAUUCUUGGUUUCAAUUAUUGGAACGCAGGAUGAGGCCGCCCAAAUGCACACAAAGGGAGGGGAUGUGGGAGCUAGAGAAGUUACACAAGGCCCUUGGACAAUACAAGCAAUGGGGAUUAAUACCAGAAGAUCGACAGGCGAAUCGCGCUCGUGGUUGGGAUGAGGUUUGUAAGAUAGUUGGACUUGGCUUUGAGUCUGCCCCUCCUAUCGAUUAUGCGAUCUCAACUGUACAUCCAUGGUGGAUUGAGAACCGUGACGAGUAA